GUACCCGCGUUAUAACGACCAAGAGAAAUCUAACAAAUCAAGCGCCCCUUAGUAGCCUACUUAACUGUAAGCCUGCAACUCUCUAAAACAACCUAAAUGAGCUCUUACUUUGUAAACUCGUUCUCGGGGCGCUACCCAAAUGGCCCCGACUAUCAACUGCUAAAUUAUGGAGCUAGCAGCGGCGCAAUGAACGGCGGGACGUACAGGGACUCUUCCUCCUCCACAAUGCACCAUGCGACGGGCUCUUAUGGCUACAGCUACAAUGGCAUGGACCUGACCGUCACCAACCGAGGAGGGGGGAGCAGCAGCGCCGCCACCACCGGAGGACACUUCGGGGGCGGCUCAAUCGUCGGGGACUCCCGGGGAUUCGGCUCCCCUGCCCCGCAGAGGGGCUUCAGACAGCCGCCCAGCUGCUCCCUCGCCUCUACGGCAGACUCCCUCCUGUCAUCCGGUAGUGGAGACACCAAGCUGGGCGCCCAGAGCUCGUCUCCUCGCUCGGAGCAACCAGGAAGCGGUAAUCUCAGCUCUCCAAACCUGUCCUCCAACUCCUCCGGUGGUGGUGGCGGCGGCGGCGGCACAGCGCAGCGCUUCAGGGAGCUGGACGACGCGUCGCCAGAGACCGAUGAGUUGCACCACAACCGGGACGCUGGCCGAGGAAGCAACCCGCCCUCCAGGACCGGACACCCGCAGCCUGUGCAGAAGCAGGAGGGCGGCGCGGCAGGAUCAGCAGCUGGUAGCACGACGGGCAGCGAGGCUCAGACACCACAGAUAUUCCCCUGGAUGAGAAAGCUGCACAUUAGCCAUGAUAUGACGGGCCCCGACGGGAAACGGGCGCGAACGGCGUACACCCGCUACCAGACUCUCGAGCUGGAGAAGGAGUUCCACUUCAACCGGUACCUCACGCGGCGGCGGCGGAUCGAGAUUGCGCACGCGCUGUGCCUCACAGAGAGGCAGAUCAAGAUCUGGUUCCAGAACCGGAGGAUGAAGUGGAAGAAGGACAACAAACUGAAAAGCAUGAGCCUCGCCGCUGCCGGCAGCGCCUUCCAACCUUAAAGAUUAACCCAUUUAAAAAAAAAAUCCAUCCCAUCCGUCCCUCUCUUUGGAAAGGUUACUACCAUGCACAGUCAUCCCAGGAAGGAAAUAAGAGACAGAACAGUAGAAAAAUGAAGAAAAACACACAAAAAAAAAACCCAGGAGAAGCCAGUAGGGAAUGGCUUAAGAGAAGAAGAGGUGAUGAAGAAAUGUGUCUAUCACAAACAGAUUCACAGAUGUAGAUUUCAAAAACACUUCUAUUAUCAACUGAGUACUGUACAACAGCGCAGCACUUUUUAUUUCUUCGGCAUGUUGGUCUUUGGUGUUUUAGGGCAAUGUAAAAAAUGACUGUGGUACUUGCUCUUGUAAAACAAAAAACAAAAAAAACUUAGUGUUCCUGUAUGUUCUCGUCGUUUUUAAAAUAGCUGUCCAGAAGAGAGGAGUGAAUAUGCUACCUAACAUUUCUACCUACGUCCUACCUUACAACCUUGCUACCUACCUGUUGUUUAAGGUCUAAAUAGCGUUUUAUGUGUCAAGUGCGAUGUUUUGUAAUUGACAAAGUGCUUUCUAGAAAAAGCUAGCAUGUGAGCUCUUAUUGUAAGUUAUUUACUGCUAAUAACACGUGUAUAGCCCACAAGUCCUCCUUCCUCCCACGCUGUCAGUUACUUUUCAUUCAAAUCUACUCCAAUUUCUAUUGAGGAAGCAGGGAAGUUGUGAGUGU
This is a messenger RNA of Xiphias gladius (swordfish), 1753 nucleotides long. It is a transcript of the gene hoxb5a, whose product is annotated as homeobox B5a. The transcript has 2 exons. Gene Ontology annotation, cellular component: nucleus. NCBI's taxonomy places the organism in Eukaryota, Metazoa, Chordata, Actinopteri, Istiophoriformes, Xiphiidae. Gene Ontology annotation, molecular function: DNA-binding transcription factor activity, RNA polymerase II-specific; RNA polymerase II cis-regulatory region sequence-specific DNA binding. Gene Ontology annotation, biological process: anterior/posterior pattern specification; regulation of transcription by RNA polymerase II. The record is from RefSeq and is a predicted model, not a curated record. The coding region runs from base 97 to 1053 and encodes 318 amino acids.